Molecule: messenger RNA, 2961 nt
Organism: Acaulospora morrowiae
Lineage: Eukaryota; Fungi; Glomeromycota; Glomeromycetes; Diversisporales; Acaulosporaceae
Source: the annotation of a GenBank genome assembly
AUGACUCUAUUCGGACGUAGGUGGCCCGUACCUCUUUUUGGAACUAUGAAACCUUUCAUUAUUGGAUCGCUGGUUGUUUUAUAUGGUCUUAACAAGAUUGAGGAUGCAGGACAAGCUACUCCUCCGUUUGACUUGGAUCCUCGCAAUCCCCGAGACGAGGAAACGCGAGUAAAGGCACAAAGGGUUAUUGACGCUCAAUUUGAUCUCGAAAUACUUCUACGCCACCGCGAAUUACAAAAAAUUAAAGAAGAGCUAAAGAAGGCCGAACUGACCCUCGAAACUUUGAGGCAUUGCAUUCUGGAACCUACCCCUUCAAAUGCCAAUAAAGAUUCGACCUGCAGUGCAAAAACUUUCAAUAAAGUUUCUGAAAUUCCUUCGACACGACAUUCGACACGUAAAAUUUACUCUACCAGAGACAACGAUUAUUUUUAUUAUGAUCCGUGCAAAGAUUUGUAUUCACGAAGAAAUGAUGGAAUCUUUGUUAGAUUAUCAUGUCCACAGUGUAAUCGUGCCAAAUUCAUCAACGUUCAAGGUUUUCUUAAUCACUGUCGACUCUCACAUAAAAUAGAAUUUCCCAACCAUGAAGAGGCUCUUCUUAAUUGUGGAACUCCGGUGGACGAAAGUUUGAUCCCCCCGGAGCAUCCUGCAAGAUCGAGAGUUAUCACGAGACCUCCAUCACUUAGAACAAUAUUAGGGCAAACAAAUCUAUCGAAGAAUCUUACAAGGGUAUGCCCUAAAAUUAAAGUAUUCGAGGAGGAAAUUGAUGUUGGAUUGGAAGAGUCGUUACACAAAAAUCAAGAGAGCGCUUUUAAUGUUGAUUCACACAAUUCGCGUUCGCUCGACAAUCAGGAGUCGUCAACAACAUCACGUUGUUCAACCGAUCAAAACCAAUUCAAUAAAACGAUCGAGAACAUUGAAUAUAAUUUACCAGAAAAAUCAUUUUUGGGAGGUCACAGAUCUUCAUUUGGUACUAUGGAGAUUCAAAGGGAUUCUGAAGAUGGACCAAAUGAUCAGAUCAACACUCUCAUGGACAUUGACACUGAUAAUACUGAUAAUUUAGCUGCUGACACGUCCUCAAAGAAGCCGCGACACGAAUUGUCGAAUGACAUGGUCAUAAGUAAUGCAAAUAUGCAAAAAGAAAUUACUACAAUAUCCGCAGCUUACACAAUUCCGGCACGUAAUAGUGUUUUUGAUCCGAUAGAUCACGGGUCAAGGUUCUACGUUAAAAGGCGCAUUGUCGUUGGGAACGUUUCAAAAUGGAUCGCUCCAGAAAAAAGGGAUCCAAACUUAUUCAAGUAUACACACAAAUGGAUGGUUUAUGUCACUGGACCUCCUUAUGAUUUGAACAUUUCUCCCUUUAUACAAAGAGUUCGUUUUUUCCUCCAUCCAAGUUAUCGCCCUAUGGAUAUAGUUGACGUAACCGAACCACCUUUUCAACUUAUUAGAUAUGGAUGGGGUGAAUUUCCUAUAAGAAUACAGCUGAUAUUCGUGGAUAAGAAGAACAAGCCCGUGGAUGUAAUUCAUGUACUUAAGCUUGAUGAAGCUCACAGCGGCAAGCAACGACUAGGUAAUGAACGUGCAUUUGACCUAGAAUUGGAUAGAAAUACACAUUUCGUUUCUCCUAGAUCGAAAAAUCAAUUGUCACAUACGGUAAACAAAGUCCAAGAUCGUCCACAACAAGAAUUAUCCGAUGUGAACCAUUUUGAUAUUGGCAUUGGCAAUGAAAGUUCAAUGAAUAAAGAACAGAAUGACAAUUUUGAGUCCGAUGACUUGAAAAUAUUGGAAUCAUUAUUGAUUGAAGCAGCUCAGCAAUAUCCAUUGAUCGUUUCCUCAUCUUUACUAUUUUCACAUUCAUUGACCUUUUCUUAUUCAACUGCAACAUCUGCGAGGAUGUUCCUUGAAUGGGAUAGUGAACAUCGUAAAAAAACAGAGUUACAUAGGGCUCGUUUAAUACGCUUAUAUAUUCUCUCAUUAGCACAAAAAAUGGGCGAUCCAAGUGUCAUGCAGGCCGCGGUUUCCGUGACCACGAAGCAAGUUAUUUCCUGGUGCAGGGAUAAAGGAUACACUCCACUAGAUCGUGAUUCUACUUAUUCAAAUUCUAUAACAAACGAUAUUGCUUCGAGUUCUCACCUGUUUGAAAAAAUUCAUCCGACAACUACUGCGCCAAUAAUUCCCACUUGGUGUAAGUGUUGUGGUUGUCCAGAAUCUUGGCAUGAAACUUCUAUUUCCAACUCAACUAAAAAUGUCGCUGUGCCUCUUCUCCCUUACAAAUGCAAGAGAAGGCCUCACUUUCUAGACACUAAAAAGACAAGGCUGCGGAGCUUGACGAUUGCGCAAGAUUUCUUAGGCGAGCUAGUUGAAGUUGAUCAAGUAGGUGAAGAGGCAAUAAAUAUUGAGGAUAUUGCUACCGACAGACCUUUCAAUAAUUCAUCUCACUUGAAUGGUAUGCCAAGUAUUGAUUCAAAGAAAGAUGUAAAAGAGUUUGGGGAUUGGUAUAAAACGGAUAUGACGGAUGUAUCUGACCCUCAAGGGAUUGAUUGGAUCUGGAGCGUGAUUGACCAACUUAAAUUGAGUGGUGUGAUGGCUACUAAAUUAAUAUGCGACAGCGGCGGCAAGGUUCUAGUCGAAAAUGGUGAUGCUAACAUUGCUAUAAAACAGCGCCUGGAAACCGGGAAUCUAAUAUUUCAGUUGACGAAAGUAUUUUUAAAAGACUUGAUAAACAAAUCAGUAAAGAUUUAUAAUGCAGAACUACUCGAUGAUCAAUUUGCUCCUGAUAAUAGAAGCUUUAACAAUUUUACAUUUGAUACAUAUUUACGACGGUCAAGAAAAUUACUUGUCCCCUAUCAUUUGUAUCAGGCAGUGCAAACAAAUUUGGACACUUUUGACUUUUUGAAUGGUGAGGGCUUGGCCUCCGACAGAAAUUACGAUAAAUCCCAAAUAAAGAAAACUGAAACCCUUUAG